Molecule: messenger RNA, 1207 nt
Organism: Pyricularia grisea
Lineage: Eukaryota; Fungi; Ascomycota; Sordariomycetes; Magnaporthales; Pyriculariaceae
Exons: 3
Coding region: 234-764 (176 amino acids)
Biological process (GO): deadenylation-dependent decapping of nuclear-transcribed mRNA
Cellular component (GO): Lsm1-7-Pat1 complex; P-body
Molecular function (GO): RNA cap binding
Source: RefSeq, a predicted model, not a curated record
GGGGUAGAUACCCAUCGACCCGACCCAUAGCAGUGACGACGUCGCAAACAUCGCCGCCGCCCACCAAACUCACUCCCUUUCGAGUCUUCGCUGCCACCCACGUCAAUAUUGACCUAGGCACAAAUGGCACACAGCUGACCACGAUUCGCUCCUUGUUUCACACUUUCAAGCAGAGACACUAUAGUUUUCCUGCUUCAGAAGCUCUGCUCUUCCAUGACUUGAAGCCGACCUAAAUGGAGAAUUUAUCGAUAUCAGAUGCCCCUCCGCAAGGGCCCGGUCCGGUGCUCGGCGCAGGGCCGGGCCGCGUCCCUCCGCCCACCCAAGCACAGCUUCCCGCCCAGAUGUUCACUACGGCCGCACAGCUACUUGACCUUACCGACAAAAAGCUCCUCAUCGCUCUCCGAGACGGGCGCAAGCUGACCGGCGUACUGCGAAGCUGGGAUCAAUUCGCCAACCUAGUCCUGCAGUCCACCGUCGAGCGUCUUUUUGUCCCCCCGAGCCCAAACACCGGAGAACGCGGCCUCUAUGCGGAAAUCUCCCGCGGUCUCUUCCUAGUCCGCGGUGAGAACGUCCUGCUUCUAGGCGAGAUCGACCUCGACAAGGACGACGACCCACCUGCGGGCUACGACAAGGCCGAGGUCCAGGUGGUAGAGUCGCUGUUGAAGAAGCGCAAGGCCGAGGACAAGGCCAGAGAGAAGUCGCGACUGAAGAAGCUUGCCAAUCUUGGUUUUGAGGGCGAGCAUUCUGGCGAGAUCAUCUUUUGAAACGCGAUGUGACUUUUUCGCCCACAGCCGGCCUUUAUCAUCAGGCGAUAACGGCAACCCAGAUCAACGAAGACCAGGGUCUUUCAAGAAAUAUAACAGCACCAUCAAGGGUAUGCUCAUGAGUGCCAAAAAAUCGGCAUUUGUCGGCAAUGAGCUACUUUUAAAAGCUCAUAUCCGCUGCGUCGACCAUGAUCUUGUUGGAUCUGUCGCAGCUUCUAGGAGGAGAUUAAACAGACUCAGGAUUCGGUAGCAGAAUAUUGUGAAAUGCAACCGGAUCAUAUAGAAGCGGAAGAUUAGUGCGGCAUCAUUGAUAGUCGAGGAUGCAGUACCCCUGGAGCCGUGCAUACAGCUUCGUUACAGUCCAAUAUUGAAAUGAAUUUGGAAUGAAAUGCCGUAGGGGUCAGCUAGAUUGCACGGUCUCUGGUCCGAAUUCUGUCAUAUAU